Aplysia californica (California sea hare) is the source of this 709-nucleotide messenger RNA. RefSeq names its product putative inorganic phosphate cotransporter. Lineage: Eukaryota; Metazoa; Mollusca; Gastropoda; Aplysiida; Aplysiidae. Gene Ontology annotation, molecular function: transmembrane transporter activity. Gene Ontology annotation, biological process: transmembrane transport; monoatomic anion transport. The record is from RefSeq and is a predicted model, not a curated record.
UUCCUCAGAACUCUUCUUCGGUCUGCCUCUGCUCCUUUUUCCUUAGACGCUGCUUUGACUUUAAGGUAUCUAAUUUAUUUAUUAUUUGCUCGUUUUCCUGGCAGAGACCAUGGGGAGUACAAAGCGAAAGCUGGAUCAACGGGCACACGCAGUUGCAAAGGGCCUUAAAGAUGUCCCCAUCAUGUGGUCAUCUCGGAUGUGGGUGACCUUCAUGUGUUUCUGGGGCAUCACCAUCGUCAUAUCUCUCCGGUACAACAUGAGUAUGGCCAUCGUGUGCAUGGUUAACCACACUGCUGUCAACGCUCAGAGCAGUGACGAUGGCCUGUUCUCCGACGCCAAAAGACUUUUGCACCUAUCCGAGUCAGGCGGGGUCAACGGCUCCGCGAAUCAUUGGCAACCCCAAAAGAACGGAAGGUCUGAGUGUGGCGUCAGAUUCGGGAACGAGACAGUUGAACAUAAUGAAGACGGCCCGCUGCUCUGGUCUAAAGAGACGCAAGGCUUCGUCCUAAGCUCCUACUUUUGGGGCUACGUGGGUCUCCAGUUGGUGUCUGGCUGGGUAGUAGGGCGUGUGGGCAGCCGUUACACUCUGGGACUGAGCGUCCUGGCAGCAUCUGUAGCCUGCGUCUUCAUCCCCGUGACUGCUAUGCACAGUGUAGUAGGUACCAUGGUGCUCAGGGCUUUCAUAGGAUUUGUCAACAAAGAAAAGAAA